GGAGAGACUAAUGGCGGCGGCUGAUGAAAUAUUGGCGCUGUUUGAAAGAACGAUCGCAUCGUACGAGGAGGAACUUUCUCGAACAAAAGAGGAGAGCGAGCGGCAUCGACAACGACUGGAGGCUGUUUUUAAGACUCACAGCGACGGACGACCUGUUUCCUGUUGUAUGGUCAUACAUGCUGAAUGAAGGCAGAAGUUACGCGGCUGUAGGGCGCCUGGAUUACUGUAAAUGAAUCUUCAGCUCAUGGAGGAUGACAAGGAGGAAUGUGUUUUAACAAGCAUACAAAAACGAAAAGUCAUGACGUCCAACAGCUGAUUGGUCUCCCUCAGCUGCAGGAGGAUCCCGGGGCCCCCCACGUAAAAGAGGAAGAAGAGGAACUGUGGACCGCUCAGCAUGGAGCGCGUCUCCUCCGGCUGGAGGAUGCUGAUCUCGCCAAGUUGCCAAUGACUGUUGUCUCUGUAAAGAUUGAAGACCUUGGAGACGAGCCACAAGCAGGCAACCUCUUAGCUCCGCUGUCAGACAGCGAUGAAACAACAUCACACUCCCCUGAGUCAGACAUGGAGCUCACUGGAGACAAGGUGGAGGAAGGCCGGAUAAAGGAGCAGGAAGGUGAGCCCUCAGAGGAGGACCAAGCAGCCUUCGAGGGACGGGAGCACAUUGAAGAGGCUCGCCAUCCUCUGUGGACACAAAACAAAACGCCCGACGUCGUGAUGAAUCUAAGAAAGCCAAAGUGGCAACCGUCUCCAGAAGUGGGGAGGGAUUGCGGUAAAAAUGUACCCAAGUCAAAGAAGACCCAAGCAGAGAUACAAAGAGAGUAUCGUCAGAGGCUGAAAGCAGAUGCUGACAGGUACCAGAAGCAGAAAGAGCGCGAUCAACUGCGGUGUCAACUGUGGCGACUGAGUCGGUCAGAAGAACAGAAGGAACAUGAAAGGAAACUUGCAAAGGAAAGGUCAAGAAAAUACCGGCAGAGGAAAAAGGCAUCUGGAAGUGGAACGUCCAGAGCUGCGACCAGAAGGCCGAGCAAGUCGACACAGGGUCAAGUCCAGAAGUGGAGAGAGGCGAAAAGAAAUCAAAGAGCGUUAAUGUCUGCUCAAGAGAGGAGAACCGUAAAUGAGAAGAGGAGGCAAAAAUAUGCAGAGAAGAAGGCUGUUAAGGUUUACAAAAAAUACUCUUAUGAAUGAAGUCAUCAAGGACAUCCGGAAAAACAUAUGGCAAAAGUAUGAAAAUCUGUUGUGUGUAUGCUAGCGGCCUCGUCUCCACCCACCGGGACAAAGAGACUGUAUAAGUGACAAAAGGGAUCACUCUGUUCAUGCACAUUUGUAUUUAUUAUUUAUUUAUUUAUUGGUGGCUGCAGGAUUGGCUCUCUGCUUUUUGCAGAUGAUGUGGUCCCGCUGGCUUCAUCGAGCCGCAAACUUCAACUCUCACCUAACAAAAUACAUGGACUCCACAACAGAGAAAGGUGAUGGACCGUACCGAGGCAAGGGCGCAAUACCUCCGAAUUUUACGGCUUAAAAAGAAGACCGUGGUCAUUUCAGAGGUAUGCGUGCAGCACACACAUCUACUCGGGUUCCCGCGUCACAGUCUUAUCAACCCGGCGGCGCAUUGAGAGGGAGACUCUGUCUCUCAUUUUACAUCCAUCUGUUUUUUUUUUUCAUUUUCUGUAUUAAUCGGCAUGUGUUUGUUUCUAGAACGUUGACAUUUAGGUUGAUUUAUUUUUUUUACAUUUUUGCAAAUUGUGGUUGCAUUAGAAUAAUGUGUUUAUUUUGUUAAAUGAUGGUUUUGUGGGUUUUUUUUCCCCUAACAAACUAGUACAAGUUAUGUUAAAUGUUCAGUUUUCCAUUCAUGUGUCAUUUGUAAUUAUGUUUGCAUCAUUUUCUGCAUGUAAAAUUAGAAUUAUUGUCUAUAAAAUGUGUCUUGUGUUAAAAUUUUUGGGCGUCUGGAACGGACUCAUUAGAUUUACAUUAUUUUCUGUGUGAAUAUUUGCUUUGGUUAGAAUCCGUUUUGGUUUGAGUCGGACCUUCUGGAACGGAUUAAUGAUAACCAAGGCACCACUGUAUUUUGUGUUUUAAGCAAUGGGGUGCUAACAAAACAGUUGUUUCCGUUUAGAAAUGUGAAGGGAAAGCUAGUUAGCUAGUUCAACACGAUUGUUAGCCUUGUAUCAAGAAAUUCCAGUUGUGGUUGGUCUUCACCAAAAUCAAUAUUGAGAUUACUAUUCCAUUUUCUGUGGGCAGAAACACUGAAGACAAAGAAGGGCCUCAGUCCACCAGAUGUCAAGAUGAGGGCAGCCAGGGAGGUGAAAUUAAAUAACUAUCCGGAGCACUGCCAAGGACUUGGAUAUAAAUUACAGAACAUGAGCAAGAGGUUGCUGGAGAAGAAGUCCAGACAGUUUUCAGCGAGGAGCAAAAAUGUCAGCUGGAGGAACAUGUAAGAACAGCCUCAGAUAUUUACUUUGGCCCCUCCCCUAUCCAAGUCCUCAAGCUGGCAUACACCUUGCAUGCACAAUAAUGUCGCUCUCCGCACAAACCAGGUAGAGAAGGAAAUGGCGGGGGCAAACUGGUUCUCUGGGUUUCUGAAGAGACACCCCUUGCUUUGUGUCAGCCCCCGGAGGCCACUCACAUAUGUAGUUUUGAAUGAGCACGACGUGGGCCGUUUCUUCGCCAACUUGGAGGAGGUAAUGCUAGAUACACAUUGGAGCCCCAGUCAAUGUGGAAUAUGGAUGAAAUGGGUUACAAUGUCCAGGAGCCCAACAAAGUGGUAGGUAGGAGACAGACAGGUGACAGACAAACAAGGCGGGUCUUUGACCGCUACAGAGAGAAGAACACUGGUAACAUUCUCCUGUACCAUCUCUGCCACUGGGACAAGCAUCCCCCCAUUUGUCAUCUUCCCCCAGGUGAAGUUCAACAACCAUUUGUUACUUUCUGCCCACACCGGAAGUGCAGGAGCGGCAAAUCCGAGUGGGUAGAUGAAGGAGGAGCAUGUUGUGUCUCGUACAAGAUGCAUCAUGGAGAUGCUGUGUCUCCUGUCCACCAAAAUCCUUAGUUGCUUCUACAGACGCACUGUGGAAAGUGUCCUUACCGCCUCCAUCACUGUUUGGUACGGUAACUGUACAACACGUGAUAGGAAGGCACU
Molecule: messenger RNA, 3130 nt
Organism: Dunckerocampus dactyliophorus (ringed pipefish)
Lineage: Eukaryota; Metazoa; Chordata; Actinopteri; Syngnathiformes; Syngnathidae
Product: zinc finger CCCH domain-containing protein 13-like
Exons: 4
Coding region: 265-1182 (305 amino acids)
Source: RefSeq, a predicted model, not a curated record